AUGUUCCACUAUGAACCCUCCACUUUGUGCACCCCCAUUGGAACCCCCGCCAUAUUUGCUGCUUUUUCUGAGGUGAACUUCGACUAUUGGUCCAGCCCUCGAUCUGUUCCUUGGCGCGGCGAUGGCCCGCGCCUCUCAGAACUGGGGGAGCGCUGGGAUACCGAGAGCGAGAUGUCUGAGCUGGUCUCGGCCAAGUUCUUUGCGUCGCUGGAAGCGAAAGGCUUCAGCAUCAUCAGUAUCAAAAUCGUGGAGAAAGUGGGUGGUUUGAACGGCAGCAAAAUCUGCAUGCAGAUCGUGGUGGUGCGACGCAUCACCAUUUUACUCCUGCGCUUCUUUUUACCCUUGAGUUUUCUUCUCUUCAUCCCCUUCGCUGGUUUUUUCAUCCCCAUCGAGUUGGUGAUGCCUCGCGUGGCGACGGGAUUCAUUUCUUUCUUGUCCCUGCAGGUCUUUCGGACCAUGGCCUACUCGCUGAUUCCGAAGCCAUCCUCGUCCUUGCUGUGGAUGGACGUUGCCAUGUUCUCCGUGACGGUCAUCAUGUUCGUUUCGCUUCUGGAGAACGUCUUGGCGCAGGUCCUGAGGGCUGCCAUUUCGAGCCAAGCCUCGCGCUUCGUGGACAACCUGUCGCGGGUGACCUUUCCGUUGAUGGCCUUGUUGAUCCUGUUUCUGCUCUUUGCCAUGGGAGCAGCCAGGACGGAUACGAACACAACCAUGGCAGUGUGUUUAACUUUGUUGUGUGUCUGGCUGGUGUCUUUCAGCUUUGCUGUGACUUUCUACUGCCGCUAUUUAGCGCGCAUGCUGAUGAAGACGCUGGUUAAGCACGUCUCAGCCAAUUCUCGGUACAACGUCAUCUCCUUCGACCAAAAGGAGCUGCGGGUGGUCUUUGAAGUCUUUGAUGAGGAAGACACUGGCAGCAUUGCAGCAGACAAGGUCUUCCAAAAGCUCCAGCGACAUGGCCUUUCACUGGCUCCCGAGGGUGCCACAAAAUUCCAGGAGCGUUUGAGGGCGGUCUUUCAACGCCUGGAUGCAGCCAAGGGGCAAUUGGAUCUCAAGGGUUUCUGCCAGAACUUCCAAGAGCUCUUCCACUUGGAUCGCGCGGCUCGCGCGCCCGACGAGCCGCACGAGGCGCAGGACGUCGAAGGCUCCGUGGAGACGCUGCAGCUCGACGAGGAGGAAGGAACGCAUCCCUUUGAGGCCUUGCUGGAAGCGGCCGCGCACGCCUCGGCCAUGGCAGCUUUACCUGUGGCUCAGAUCUUUCAGCGCGUCUUGUGGUCGGCGGCGCGCAUGGACUACAACGACAUUCAGUCGCAGAAGAUCCUGGGGGAGGCAUCCUCCAUUCUGCGGUUCGCCCUGAGUCCUCGCGCUCAGCCAGAGGCGCAGUUGAAGGUCAUGAUGGAGGCCUUUCAGCAAGCCCUGGUCAGUGCACUGCCGGGCUUGCGCAAUGAGACGGCGCCACGGAAGCUCUGCGAGGUCUUGGCACAAGACGGUCCCAUCAAGGACAUUCGAACGGCUCUGCAGCAAUGCAUCAUGGAUUGGCGACGUGAGUCUGGUAUGGCCUGA
Cladocopium goreaui is the source of this 1557-nucleotide messenger RNA. The record is from the annotation of a GenBank genome assembly. NCBI's taxonomy places the organism in Eukaryota, Dinophyceae, Suessiales, Symbiodiniaceae.